Messenger RNA from Gopherus flavomarginatus (Mexican gopher tortoise), 2940 nucleotides. It is a transcript of the gene KLHL34, whose product is annotated as kelch like family member 34. Bases 73 to 1827 code for a protein of 584 amino acids. Gene Ontology annotation, molecular function: protein binding. NCBI's taxonomy places the organism in Eukaryota, Metazoa, Chordata, Testudines, Testudinidae. The transcript has a single exon. The record is from RefSeq and is a predicted model, not a curated record.
UUGUGCAACCGUUCUAAUUGGUUGUUGCAUAUUAAUUUUAAUAAAUUAGCUUAAAGCAUCGUAUUAUGCACUAUGAGUUACUUCCUGGCCUAUUGCAAAGCGCACUGCAGUACUGUGCUCUCCCAGUACCAAAUGCUUAGAGCCGAAGGCUUGAUGUGCGAUAUUUUACUGAAGGUGAAGGAAAAUGAGUUUCCUGCACACAAGUCCCUGCUGGCCUGCUCCAGUGAUUAUUUCAGAGCUAUGUUCAAAAGCUACACAAAAGAAUCCAAAGCCAGUGUCAUUCAUCUACAAGUCAUCUCACCUACUGGUCUCCAGCAUGUCCUGGAUUUCAUUUAUACCUCCUGGUUGCCCCUUUCUUUUGAGAAUCUGGAGGACACCCUGGAAGCUGCCAGUUACUUGCAAGUGACUGAGGCUAUUGGCCUGUGCAAUCAGUACUUGGUUAACAACCUGACCCUGGAAAACUGCUGUUUUUCUGCCAACAUUGCCACCAAGUUCUAUCUUCCAGACGCUUUGUCAGCGACAGAAAAAUACAUCAUCAGUAAUCUCUGGAAACUUUUGGAUUUGCAUUUCAUGGAGCUGCUCUUACUGAACUUCAGAUCGUUGAUGGCAGUGGUAGAAUCCCCUGACGUCCCUAUGGUGAACGAAUCCUGCCUCCUGAAUCUAGUGCUCAUCUGGCUGAAGCAUGAUAAAUCCAGGUUGAUUCACAAAAGCAACCUAUUAGAACAUAUAAGAUUUGGUCUCAUCCCAGUGGAAGAUCUGAGAAAAGUCUACACUCAGUCAGAAGUGUCUCUCACGACACCUAUUAAAUGCUUGAUCAUAAAAGCAAUAAACUACCAUUCGCUAGUUUUUAAACAGCCCAUCCUGCAGGAUAAGUAUAGCACCCUGAGAAACCAGCAAACGCGCAUUAUCCUGCUAGGAGGAGGGACUUCCAAUGAGGGACUGGUCAGCGAUGUGAUGGCCUUUGAUGUUUACAAUCACAAAUGGAGAACUCUAACGCAGGUGCAGGACAGAGUACAGAAUCACUGCACGUGUGUGAUUGGAAACUACCUGUAUGUGCUGGGUGGGGAAACAGCAGAUUUGCAAAGUGACAUGAAAAGCACCAGCUUGUCAGUUACAAACAAGGUCCAUCGUUAUGACCCAAGAUUUAACAAGUGGACUCAAAUCACAGAAAUGCUUGAAAAGAGAUGCCAAUUUUCUUGUUGCAUCCUAGACAACAAGAUCUUUGCAAUUGGUGGAAGAGACAAGACCGGAUCACUGCAUUCAUCUGUUGAAGUCUACAACAUUAGCAGAGACAGAUGGACAAAGGUUACAGAAUUGCCAUGCAAGAUGCAUGGCCAUGCCAGUACAGUUUGCAAGAACACAAUCUACAUCUCAGGUGGCAAAUACACAGAUCAAACCAACACAAGUAAGGAUGUGUUCUCUUUGAGCAGCUUAGAAGGACAGUGGAGAAAGCAAGCCUCCAUGAGCAUUGCUCGAUUUGGACACCAGAUGGCAACGAUCAGAGAGGCCAUCUUCACAUUUUUAGGACUGUAUGAACCAUUCUCUGAAAUAGAAAGGUAUGACCCUGCCCCAAACCAGUGGACUCGCUUAAGGCCAUUGGUCUAUGACCGAUUUUGCUAUGGUCUGGCUGUGGUAGAGGAAACGGCACUUCUCAUUGGGGGAAAGAAAUGGCAAAACUCCCAGGAGGUGCCAACCCAAGAUGUGGUGGGUUAUGAUAUAGAUAAUGACUGCUGGGAAGAGAUUUGCAAACUUCCCUUCCCUUGGUAUGGAUUGCAGUGUGCCGUGCUACAACUCUCAGAAUUGGCGGAAACUAAGGACAUCCAAUAAUAGUGGAGCCAAACUUCUGAGUCAACGCUUCCAAUGGCUGAAGAACAGGACAGCAGGGCAGCCCCACAGGAAAACAGACAAUUGCAACUGCACUAAAUGUAACAGAGUUGAGGUUUUGCUUUAGUAAACACCCCACACAGAGCGUAUGGACAGGAAAUCAGGCACCAGCAUGGGAAAAAUGUGCUGUGACUUGUAUAGCUGAAGGCAGGUUUUGCCAAGGGCAGACAUGUCAAGUAGCACAUCCUGAAAGGAUGAUGUCGAGGAAUUCCAAUGCUGUACUUCCUUGGAAGCAUUUAAUAGCUGUCUAAAGUCAGAUUUUGCAAGGGUUAAAAAUGUAAUCUCUAUUUUUUUUAAUUAAAGGUAAUUUCCCCAGAUGGUAAGUGGUAUUGAAUUUUAUACUAUGGCUAAGCAAAAUGAAAGGGUAAUAUAUAAAGAUCAGAAAAUUCUUGCCUGUAAUAGCUUUAAUAAGUAACAUUUAGAGGAUGGUAUUAUUUGAGUAAAUAGCUAAGUGAGCAUGCCUUAGCUAAUCAGCAAGAAAUUACUGCAUGGAGAAGAGGGAUUGGAUAAAAUGUAGCUUUAAUUAUGGUUAUAUAUUAAACCAUUGAUUGUUUGAUACAGGAACUGAACCGAGAGGGAAAGCGACCUUUCUGUGAAAUAGCUUUUGUUAUGGCAUGCCCUCCAGGGUGGGGCUUUCAAGUGUGCUCUGUACUGGCACGGUACAUAUUUGCUGUAUCAAAACCACACAUUAACUGAGGCAGCCUGUUCUGAAUGAAUAUAAUUAUUAUAAGGUACAGUGGAACAUGCAACAAUAGUUGCUAUAUCCAGCUGCUUAAGUGAGUACAUCCUGCAUACUGUGUCCUGCCAGAUGACGAUCAAGAUGAUGGUGAAAUUCUUUUUAACUAUUGAGCCAAUACAUGAGAGGGAAAUGAAGUAAUAAAAGCUUGACUUUUAUCAAGGACUAAGAAGAAAAGAAAGUUAACUUGACUCUUUUGAAAUUCUGUAUUAAAUGUCUGGCUAUUUCAGAGAAAGCAAUUGCCUCACUUCACGUUGGCAAUGCUGACAGGGUAAUACGGAAUGGGUUGGGAGGACAUUUUAAGGCACUGUAAAAUGUAG